This is a messenger RNA of Thlaspi arvense, 1176 nucleotides long. Lineage: Eukaryota; Viridiplantae; Streptophyta; Magnoliopsida; Brassicales; Brassicaceae. The record is from the annotation of a GenBank genome assembly.
AUGGGCGACGAUGUGAUGCUAAAACUCAAAAUUCAUUUUGGUGGUGCUAUGAAGAAAGAGAAUGAGAGUUACAACUAUAUAGGGAAAUUGGGUACUCUGAGCGUCAAUUGGAAAGAGUCAGAGACUACAUGGGAGAGGUUUGGAGACUUCCUCAAGAACGAAGCUCAUAUAAGUACACCGAUUAUAAUUAUCUGGUACAAAGAAGUAGGGAAAGAAAUGAAUAGCGUAGACUAUGCUUUAGAUGAAACAGACAUGCUUUGUUUGGCUGGGAAAUCAUCAGGUGAGCUUGAUGUGUUUAUCGAACACGACUGCUCAGAACAUAUACCUGGAUAUACGAGCACUUUUCUCGUCGCAAGCAGUCAAGUUGAAGAAAAAAAUUGGCAUGAAGAUAAUGCAGAUGGAUAUGAGGCUGGUCAAGAAGAUGAAGAGGACAUGGGUGAGAAUAAAGAUAGUGAUGAUGAUGAUAUUGACAGGCCAAAAGAAGAUGAAGAACCUGAAGAAUCGGAGGAUGAAAACAAUAAAAAAACGAAUGUUGCUGAAAAUCGAUGCGAUGGUGUGACUGAGAAUCAAGGAAACAUGGCUGAGAAUCAGGGAAACGUGGCUGAGAAUCAGGGAAACGUGGCUGAGAAUCAAGGUGUUAGGUCUGUUAAAAGAGAUGAGGCUUGCAAAGAAGGAGCUCCUGUGUUGAAUACAGUGGAUGAAGGGGAUGAGGUUAAUCCCAAUCCGAAGCCUCCACCAAAGCCAAGGAAAAAACGCUCAGCUGAAACAAACUCCCAACCUGCUCCUGCAACAAGCUCCCAAGCUGAGCAAACAGGCGACUCAAGUUCACAGCCUCAAGUUAUUUCAAGUGCUCCGCAGCCAUCAUCAAAUCAACCACCAAAGCCACAUGCAAAAAAGGCUCCACGAGGAAAGCCAUUGAAGAUCAGAAAAACAGGUAACAUCCCACAUGGUGUUGGAUCGCUUUGGAGUCCAUUCACGGACAGACCUUUUGAGGUGUUUGGAAACCGUUUUUAUGAUAGGUCUACUUCAAACCCACAAUCUCCAGAAGAAACUUAUGUUUCGGAACUUAUGUUUCAGAAGAUGAUGUUCUUUUGGCUUUUGGAUUUGUUUAACCUCUCAAAACAACAAUGUCAACAAAAUAACAAUGUUAACAAUACAACAUUCACUCGUACAUAA